Corylus avellana is the source of this 1081-nucleotide messenger RNA. Its product is annotated as red chlorophyll catabolite reductase. Lineage: Eukaryota; Viridiplantae; Streptophyta; Magnoliopsida; Fagales; Betulaceae. Gene Ontology annotation, cellular component: chloroplast. Gene Ontology annotation, molecular function: red chlorophyll catabolite reductase activity. Gene Ontology annotation, biological process: chlorophyll catabolic process. The record is from RefSeq and is a predicted model, not a curated record.
ACGUGUCUGAGACAGAGUAGUCUCAAAUCUCAAUGGCUUUCACUUUAUCACCACCACCACAUCUUCUUCCUCCGAAAACAUCAAGAGCAGGGCCUUCAUUAUUUGUUUGCCAUUCAUCAUCUUCUUCUUCUCGUAUGGGCCAGCAGCCGCGAGGGUCGAAGCUCAUGGAGUUCCCACACCUGUUAGACCCACAUAGGGAUACGAUGGUCAGCCUUCUCUCGGCCGUUGAGAGUCGCCUCGGCUCUCAUCUUCUUCCUUCUUCGGUCCCUCCUGAUGUUGAAUACUACCAGAACGAAAGUGGCUCUUCUCAAGGCACUCUUUGCGUUAGAUCCGGCAUCGACUCCUCCCCUGUUGAUUUCAUACUGGCAAGCUGGCUACACUUGGAGCAACCAACAGGUGGCGGUGCCUUGGACAUAACCAACAUCGCUGGCUACCUCAAGUCAUCAACGGACGUGCCCCACUUCCAAUUCGAGCUUGUGCAAUGCAGCCCCACAUACUUCAUCCUCUUCCUUGACUUAAUUCCUCGCAGGGACACUGUCCGCCAUCCUGACUACCUCAAAGCCUUCUACGAGGACACCCAACUCGAGGCUUGCCGGCAACGGCUAGCCCAACUCCCUGAGGUGCAGCCCUACUUCUCAUCGUCCCUUUAUUUUCGCGGCGUGGUGUCACCGACCGGAAUCUUGGUUAGCAUAAAAUGUGAGGAGGGUGGAAGAGAACGUGUGGAAGAAAUUAUACGUGAACAUAUUGGUCCCAUAUCGAAUGAGGUUGCGGGAAUUUGGAUGGAUAUGUGUGUUGGUGAGGGUGGUGGCCCUGGUGGGGAGGUUAGGGAGGCGGAGAGAGCAGAAUUGGAAAAGAGAGACAGCUUUAUCAAAAGCAAGGCGAUAGAGAUGGACUUGAGCUCUAGCUUGCCCAAGCAGUUCGGGCAAGAAGUGGCAGACCGAGUCUUGCGAGUCAUCAGAAGUGUUUACAAGACAUGAUUUGUUAAUGUUUUUUUUAAAGGUAUUUUGGUGUGACUUAAAAGUAAAAUUAAAGAUAUUUGUGAGUGUUUUAUAUUUUGAUUUUUAUGUUAAUAAUGUUUUUU